Messenger RNA from Plectropomus leopardus (leopard coralgrouper), 3097 nucleotides. It is a transcript of the gene ccr8.2, whose product is annotated as chemokine (C-C motif) receptor 8.2. The record is from RefSeq and is a predicted model, not a curated record. Gene Ontology annotation, biological process: G protein-coupled receptor signaling pathway; cell chemotaxis; calcium-mediated signaling. Gene Ontology annotation, cellular component: external side of plasma membrane; membrane. Lineage: Eukaryota; Metazoa; Chordata; Actinopteri; Perciformes; Serranidae. Gene Ontology annotation, molecular function: C-C chemokine binding; C-C chemokine receptor activity.
UCGCGCACAUAAUGAGCUUGGAUGAACAGCUGAUAAUUUCUUUGAUCUGGCCGUCCACCUCAGUCUUUUGAUCCGGAAUGAACACCACCAUCAGCAAUAUUUUUAACAUCACCACCAGGAGGCUGACCAUGGCUGCAACAACCCCUGCUGUUGUGGCUUUCACCGCAGUGAGUGAGAAUUCAUUUACGGUCUUACCAAGCUCCACAGCAGCACCCUUCACCGAAAUCACCACAGAGAACAUCUCAGAUUACUACGCUUACUCCGACUACCCUGAGGGUGACUUCGGGAGGUGUGUGUAUGAGCAUCAUGGGGCCAAAUUCCUUCCAGCCCUCUACGCCAUUUUCUUCAUCUUCGGGCUUCUGGGUAACUCUCUGGUCAUCUGGGUCAUUGCUUGUGGGGUGCGCCUCCGCAGCAUGACUGACGUGUGCCUCCUGAACUUGGCGGUUGCUGACCUCCUCUUGGUGUGUACGCUUCCCUUCCUCGCCCACCAAGCCCGGGACCAGUGGCAGUUUGGGGAUGGGAUGUGCAAAGUGGUCCUGGGUAUCUAUCACAUUGUUUUAUACAGUGGGAUCUUUUUUAUCAGCCUAAUGAGCAUCGACCGCUACCUGGCUAUAGUCCAGGCUGUGUACGCUAUGAGAGUGCGGACGAGGUCCUUUGGAAUGAUCGCAGCGGCUGUCACAUGGGUGGCUGGAUUUUUUGCUUCUUUCCCUGACAUGAUCUUUCUCAAACAGCAGACUUUUACUUACUCUCAGUACUGCUCCCCUGAGUAUCCCACAGCUGACUACUCUGAAGGCAGAUCUCACUUUUGGAGGGUCUUCAGCCUUUUUAAAAUGAACAUUUUGGGUUUAUUUGUCCCUGUCAUCAUCAUGGGCUUCUGCUACUCACAGAUUGUGUGGAGGCUGCUGUACAGCCAGUCAUCCAAAAAACAGGCCAUCCGUUUAGUUCUCAUAGUUGCGGCUGUUUUCCUUUGCUGCUGGGUCCCCUUUAAUGUCGCAUCUUUCUUUAAAGCGCUGGAGCUACUGCACAUCUAUUCAGGAUGCCAAAGCAGCAAAGCUAUCAAACUGGCUUUACAAGUCACUGAGGCCAUUUCCUACUCGCACAGCUGCCUCAACCCCAUCCUGUACGUGUUUGUAGGGGAGAAGUUCAGGAGGCACCUGCUGAGGUUGAUAAACAGGGCUCCCUGCAGGCUCUGUAAGAUGGUCAUGGUCUGCAUACCUCAGGACAGAAUGGCCUUAUCAGUCUACUCGCAGACGUCCAGCCUGGACGACAGGAGCACUGCUGUGUAAUGUCUGUUUCUGUCUGUGUCGUCAAGUCAUGACGAGAGCAUUUUUCUUGUGAAGAAAAAAAGAGGAAAUUCUGGCCAAUUCUCACUUCUUAUCAUCUAUUUUAGGACUUUACUUUAGUCUACAGUUGGGUGUAGGCUAAAGGCAUGUGCUGCAGGAUUUAUUGCUUAGUGUUUAUGAGAACAACAUUCAAACUGGCCCCAUCCACCUGAGCUCAACAAGACUGAGAAAGCAGCGAGGGUCAAGCGAGCCAGAGAGUGAGUAAAGAGAGGAAGCAGGAGCAAGAAAAAAAGCAGUGAAUCUGAGGCAUAAAACAUGAUUUUCUGACUAUUUCAAAGCAGUUCAGCACAAAUUAAUAGAUUUGGGUGAAUUCAGCAUAAACAAACGCUUCACUGUGUCCGCUUGGCUUCUUUGCUCUGCUCAGACUUCGCCUUUAACAGAACAUUUUAGGAACUAAGUGAAGGAGUGAAGGAUUAUAACAGGGAAGUACAUGUGACUAUGAGUCAGCUUGGAAACAGGAGCUUUAUUGCCUAGUUACAUGCAAGCAGCACACCAUAUAUGUAUAUAUCUUUAAAUAAGUUUUAUUAACAUACAAAUAUAUGAUGGAAUUUUACUGUGAAUACGGUUUUUGAUACUUUAGAAAAUUCUUUUGCAUAGUUGAGAAUUAAAUAGAUUGUACCUACACCUGUAUUUUUAGUUGAGAAACUGUUUAUAAAUGAAAUGUAUCGCUUUUUCAUCGUGCCUCUGGCCACAGUUAAAUGAAAAACUGUGAAAAAUAAAACUGUAAUCGAUCCACAGUAUAAAAAGCCUCAGUAACCUCAUUUAAGCUAUCGAAAGAAACAAUAUGUGUACAGUACUGCAACAAGCCAGAGCUGAACUCAGAUAUUGACCACUUGCACUCAGUCACAAGAAACACCAAUAAGAGAAGGGAACUGAAUAUUAUAUGUUAUUCGCCCGUGACAACCACUCUUACAUGCAUCGGUUUUGUGUGUAUCAAACUGUUGCACAGCAAAAGGUCCCCGCUACAGCUGGAAACUUUUAAUGCAAGUUUCAUAGCAUAUGUCACAGCAAAUUUGCACCUAACCUCAACAUAGAAAAAAACCACAACCAGCACGGGAGGAAGUGUAUAACAAAGCUGUCAGCCUAACCUUUGCAGUCUUUCUGCACGAAUGAGCAUUUCACUGCCAUUUUUGAAAAUGUUUCUGCAACAUUCUUACUGAUAUUAAUCAGCAUUUCACACAAAAAAACACCUAAUUUUCAGAUCACUUCACUCUGUCAUGCAGACUGAAUAGGCUCCCCGUUCGUUCAACUCACAGUUAGUAUUUAAUUUAUAUCAGCCGGGGGAUUGUAAACUCAUUGAAAAUGCAGAAAGUUCCUCCCUUCUUCUGAGCUUGUUCCUCCUAUUUUCUACAGAGCUUUCUUUCCUUACUGUAGCAUAGUUGCUGGUAAAUUUGAACUGUUUUGCGUUUAAGUGAAGAUAAAUCAAAUUUUAUGUUAAUGUCCUUCAUCUCCCAUUUUUUAUGACACAGGAUUUAUGUCAGAACCUCAUGGGAGAUCUUUUUGUGUAGUGUAUUUCCCACAGAAAUCAGCAAGAUUUUUUUUGUAAGAGAUUUUCUUUCAGCAUUUUUAUGCUUGACAAACUUGAGAAAGACUGACUUUAAAAAAAAAAACAACUACUCUGUGGUAAUUUGUCUAAUUGCUUAAGUUUGACCUGAUUAACACUGAGUGAAUAUGGGGGGUUUUACAUAAACAAGUUGUAAAUGUAUGGUAAUAUUAUUUGUGUUAUGGAGACAGUAGAAGUUUAAGUUUUUCUU